UUGACUAUCCGGAAUUAACAUUGUAGAUUUGCCAUAGAUAUUCUCUCUGUUACAUGAUUUUCAAAGCGCUGGAUUUGCUCCUGUCUUGAUGACGUUUUACGUACGAGGCAGUGGGUGGGGCGGCGUAAACAUUUUGGCGCGGGAUUUUUUUAAACGCUGAGGCGGGUUAGAUAAUUUUGCUAUUCAAAUGUCAUCAGUAUCUUUGUUGUUAGAUAGUUGCCGUAGUAACCUGAACUAGCAGCUCAUCAGUUCCACUAAGAACGGGUUGUCUCAAAGCGGGAAAUUAUAUGUAAAUCAAUAUGGAUUUAUAGUGUGUAACGUUAAACAUCCUGCUAUUUCAGUGUGCGUGGCGACAUCUGCUCGCAUUCUACACGUGCAGCAUCGUUUGUUAAGAAAAUACUGAGACAGCUUUUAGGAUUUAGCUAUCAGAAAUCACGCAUGGAGCGUUGCAAUGGGAGGCCAGAGGAGAGGACCCCUCAAACAAACACGUCUUUCGGGCAGUAUGCAUAUACUGCAGAGGAGUACCAGGCCGUCCAGAAUGCUUUACGGCAGAGACUCGGACCUGAAUAUAUCAGCACCAGACCGGCUGGAGGUGGACAAAAGGUGUGCUAUAUUGAGGGCCACAAAGUUAUAAGUUUAGCCAAUGAAAUGUUUGGGUACAAUGGAUGGUCGCACUCAAUAUCUCAACAAAAUGUUGACUUUGUGGACCUUAUCAAUGGGAAAUUUUAUGUUGGAGUUAGUGCAUUUGUGAAAGUUCAGCUAAAGGAUGGCUCGUACCAUGAGGAUGUAGGCUACGGGGUGAGUGAAGGUCUCAAAUCCAAAGCUUUGUCACUGGAAAAGGCAAGAAAAGAAGCUGUCACAGAUGGAUUGAAGAGAGCGCUGAAGUGUUUUGGAAAUGCGCUUGGAAAUUGCAUUCUUAAUAAGGAGUACCUAAUAGCCAUCAAUAAACUACCAAAGCAGCCACCACCUCCUAUAGACCCGGACAAGACCAAACGCUGCGAUGGUGAGCCAUCCGUGGAGAAGGCCAGGUACAACAGCUUGGCUCAAGCCAAUGGCUGGGGUUUGACCAAGCCGGAAGAACCAAGCAACAUUCCCUUACAGCAGAUGGGAGUUCAGCCUGUACAAGAAGGGCUUGAAAGUGGCACUAGAUCCAGGAUUUCAUUCACAACCAUGGCACCACAUUCUGGCAAUACUUCAGCUCACCAGGAUGUUGAAAACAGGCCCAGCAACACCUCAAGGUCAGCUGCUGACAUGGCUGAACUGUCCUCGUCUGAUCCUCUGCUGGAAUCCAAGCAACAGAGGAAGCUGAGACAGCAGCAGCUGCAGCAAAAGUUCAGACUGGAAAUGGAGGCUAAGAAGUUGCUACAGGGACAACCACAGCAGAAAACGGCACAUUCAAAUCCUUCUACAGGGCAGCCACUGCAUUCUAAGCAAGGUCAGGCUGUAGGUCCCAAUAACCACAGUACUCCAACUGGACACCUGGUGACAACUAAGCAGGAGGAGUGUCUGGCUGACCCAGAAAUAUGGGACUUCACUCUAGAUGGCAUCGAUAUGCUUGACGAUCCCACAGGAGGCUCUUCGGAACCUUCUCGUCCCACCACACCGAGCCAACACAAGAUGAUGACACGCAGCAAGACCCCUCAGAGAGCCCAACCCCUGAGACCACCAGCCCAACCCCAGGGACAUGUUGUUCCUCAAGGCCAGGGAGGAUCUGGACAAUUCAGAUUGUCAGUGGGAGCAGGUGGACAACAGAGUCCAUACAGACAAGGCCAGAUGAUGAAGAAACGAAGACUGGACACUUAACACUUUUCUUUUAGAAAUUUAAAGCAGUUUUAAUUUAUUUUUAUAUGUUUGCUAUUAAUUUGUG
Molecule: messenger RNA, 1867 nt
Organism: Xyrauchen texanus (razorback sucker)
Lineage: Eukaryota; Metazoa; Chordata; Actinopteri; Cypriniformes; Catostomidae
Gene: rad52
Product: RAD52 homolog, DNA repair protein
Exons: 11
Coding region: 439-1803 (454 amino acids)
Biological process (GO): double-strand break repair via single-strand annealing; mitotic recombination; double-strand break repair via homologous recombination
Cellular component (GO): nucleus
Source: RefSeq, a predicted model, not a curated record